AUGGAGGAUGGAUUCGGAGGGCUGAGACACAUGUUGACGAUUGUUUUCCUGACAGGAUCCGCCGGAUUCAUGGUAGCACCAGUGAUCACUGACGUCACCGUAGCCGCCAUUUGCUCCGGACAAGACGACUCAUGUUCUCUCGCCGUCUAUCUCACCGGAUUCCAACAAGUGGUAAUAGGGCUUGGGACAAUGAUAAUGAUGCCGAUUAUUGGAAAUUUAUCAGACAGAUACGGAAUCAAAGUGAUUCUCACUCUACCCAUGUGUCUCUCCAUUCUUCCUCCUGUAAUUUUAGGGUACAGAAGGGAUACACACUUUUUCUAUUUGUAUUACAUAAUCAAGAUUCUGACCGCUUUCGUAUGCGAAGGCACCGUUGACUGUCUCGCAGCAGCUUAUGUGGCAGAAAAUAUUCAAGUCAGAAGAAGAACAUCAGCUUUUAGUAUUUUAGCUGGUAUCAUAGUGACAUCUGCACUUUCCGGAACUUUAGUUGCUCGUUUUCUACCCACAGCUUGGAUUUUUAAGGUUUCAGCUAUAUCAUAUCUCGUUGCCCUGGUUUACAUGAGACUUUUCCUAAAGGAAAGGCUAAAUGAUGAUGAAUAUGGUGAUCAUCAUCAUUGUACGUAUCAAGAGGAUCAUGAUGAUAAUGAUGUCACCAUGUUGUCCGAGCCGAUUCUGAACGACACAGCCAUUAAACCACGUGUCUUUAACAAGAAGCAAUCUUCAUUGAAAGAUAUGAUCUUCUUGAUGAAGACUAGUACCAUAUUCGUUCAAUUAUUGGUUGUUACAUUCUUCAGCAGUUUCUCAGAUAGUGGAAUGCAGUCUGCUUUCUUGUAUUUUCUAAAAGCACGUUUUGGAUUUGACAAGAACCAGUUUGCUGAUCUCAUAUUGUUGAUUACCAUCGUUGCGUCCAUCUCUCAACUGUUUGUACUACCAAGAUUUGCUUCUGCCAUUUCGGAACGCAAGCUUUUAUCAACAGGGCUUUUUAUGGAAUUCAUGAACAUGGCCAUUGUCAGCAUUUCUUGGGCUCCAUGGGUUCCUUAUCUCACAACUCUGUUUGUACCUGGAUCCAUGCUUGUGAUGCCAACGGUUUGUGGUAUUGCCUCAAGACAAGUCGGACCCGGUGAACAGGGAAAGGUACAAGGAUGCAUAUCAGGAGUGAGGUCCUUUGGGAAAGUAGUGGGACCAUUUGUGUUUAGUCCAUUGACAGCACUGUUUCUUUCCAACAAUGCACCGUUCUAUUUCCCUGGAUUCAGCCUUCUAUGCGUCGCCUUGUCCUCGAUGAUUGGUUUCUUGCAGAGUCUAAGGAUAAAAGAUGUUCCUGCUCCAACAUUGGACAAACCAAUCAACAUCAGCUCGAGUGAAGAAGUGUGA
Microthlaspi erraticum is the source of this 1368-nucleotide messenger RNA. The record is from the annotation of a GenBank genome assembly. NCBI's taxonomy places the organism in Eukaryota, Viridiplantae, Streptophyta, Magnoliopsida, Brassicales, Brassicaceae.